GUUUGCGCAAUUCAUCUGAAACGAAUCUGUGUAUUUCCCUGCGAUCAUCACGGAGAAUUUAGUUUGUUUUACAUAGACUGCGAAGCAGUCAAAUUGAGAUUACAACUGUUCGUUGCAAACCGUCUUGCUGUCUUUCUUCUAUUACCCGAGCUUCUGUUUCUCUGCUCUUCUAUCAAAUCACCAUGUCGACCUUCGAUGACCCAGCUGAGUGCCCACUAUGCAUGGAACCUUUGGAAUUGGAUGAUGUCAAUUUCUUCCCAUGCACAUGUGGUUAUCAGAUUUGUCGGUUCUGUUGGCAUCGUAUUCGUACAGAUGAGAAUGGUUUAUGUCCCGCGUGCAGGAAGGGUUACCCUGAAUGCCCUGCAGACUUCAAACCACUCUCAGAGGAACAGUUGCAUCGGAUAAAGAAUGAGAAAAGACAGAAAGAUAUUCAGCGUAAGCAGAAGAUCACAGAAAACAGAAAACAUUUAGCCAGUGUAAGAGUUGUUCAGAAGAAUCUAGUUUUCGUUGUGGGCCUGUCACAAAGAUUAGCAGAUACCGAAAUUUUGAAAAAAAACGAAUACUUUGGGAAAUUUGGCAAGAUUCUCAAAGUGGUCAUCAACCAGAACACAUCGUAUGCAGGCAGUCAGUCUCAUGGGCCGAGUGCCAGUGCGUACGUUACGUAUCAGAGGGCGGAAGAUUCAUUACGAGCAAUACAAGCAGUCAACAAUGUCCACGUCGAUGGCAGGACGUUAAAAGCAUCGUUAGGGACGACCAAAUACUGCAGUCAUUUUCUGAGGAAUUCACAAUGUCCAAAGCUGGACUGUAUGUAUUUACAUGAGUUGGGUGACGAGCAUGCCAGCUUUACCAAGGAAGAUAUGCAAAUGGGGAAACAUCAAGAAUAUGAACAGAAGCUAAUGCAUGACCUCUUAGGGGGUGGUAGCAGCCACAGUCCAGGUUCCUCUACCACUAGUACCACACACAACCACACAGUUGCUACCACAGCGUCAACAUCAGCAACAACUAACUCAUCAAGUGCUGCAAGCAAUGCUGCAACGUCAUCGUCGUCUGGCGGAGAGAGAACAAGGUCACAGUCAAAUACAAGAAAAAAGCAGCCGUCACCGCCCACCACACAGAAGUCCAACAGUAGAGGGAGCCCUAGCAUACCGACCGAUUCCUGGCCAUCGUUAUUAAGUAAAACCAGCAACGCUGAGGGAGGCGAUGAUACGACACUAGGGGAAGAAACACACUCUACAGUAAACAGCCAUACAACAAGAGAAACACCAUCAGACAUAGUGGACACCACAGACCCGCUGCCUACACUCUUACCGCCCUCAACCAACGGUCUGACGACAGACCUACACGACACCCUUUCACAUCCGAACAACAACGCGGCGCCCCCUAUUGAUAUACCCAACAAGAGAGUGAUGACGGAGACGAGUAGUCUGAACGGCACACCUCAUGAAGCCUCACCACAGGUGCAAUCAAUCCCCGAUCUGGCCCCACCCCCGGUGACAGACACCAGGCAGCAGCCCCCGUCAGGUCCCUCAGGACCCCCUCCUAACCUGCCCCACCCUGGUAGAGGUGGCCCCUUUGGGGACAUCUCGCACCUCUUUGGAGGCAACGGGUUCAUCCCCCCGACCAACCUGCAGAGACACAUACCCGCUGUGCCAAUACCUGGCAUGCCACAACAGAAUGAUUGGAACAAUAGUGGUUGGACGGCUCCUAGUGAGCUCUUACCUAUGGACGGUCAUACUACAGACUGGCAGGCUGCCUUCGGUUUCGCAUCAGAUCCUAAAGAAACUAAAGAGAAGCACAAUGAUGAUGAUCUCGGCUUCGAUCCAUGGCAGGAGUCCAGCCAGGGUUUAGCGGAUCUGCUGGAGAAGGAACUUCAGUUGAACCAACCCAUGAGGAUCACUCAGCCACCUCCUGGAUUCAACAAUCACAGCCAACCGUUUGUUCCCAUGCAGAGACACGACAGGCCAGCCGGUAGAAGUAAAAUCCUACCCUGGGUACACAGCCAGUCUUCGCCCACAUCAGAAGCCCCGCCCACCGGCCAGACAGGACCCGCCCAUCCCCCGCCAGCCAAUCACAUGCCAAGGUUUCCUCCCCCUCGUUCAUCGAUGCCAGCCCAUUCUCCUCACAAUUCAAACCCAUUGACUGAUAAUGUUCAUCUUAAAACCUGGCAGGACGGGUUGAGGGCGCUAUUACCCAACAUCAACAUCAGCUUCGGCCAAUCACAACAACAGCAUCAACCGCCGCCGUCCUUCCUUGGGGACAUGACAAGGGUCAAUGCACUACAACAAAAUGAAGGUGAUUCAUGGGUGGGCUCUCCUACUGGGUCAUCAUGGGCGGUAGAAGACCCAGCAAUACUCAGUAUCCGAAGCCAGCUGCCAAACUCAGCCGAGCCUAACGGCACCGAGGGUGAAGAGAAGCCCCACUGGUUUGAAUCCCUACAGAACCUCACAGAGACAGACUCCCCCACACACACACCCACACAACAACAGACAAAUCAUUUCUUCCCGACAGAUCACAUACCCAACAGGGCGGGUGUUUCAUGGAACAGCCGUCUUCCACCUCCAGGUUUCAACCCUUCACAAAUCAGACCGCUAGCACAGAAUACAGCUGAGCCACACACAAUUACAGAAAAUUUGUAGCAUCUCAACAGUAAUUUAUGACAAAACAAGCAACGAAGCCCAAGUCCUCCACGACGACGAAUAUUAUAUUUAUGCGUGCAGAUGUCGACUGCGAAGGUCAAAUGGAGUGACCUGUGACCCCUGAUGCCAUACCUGCUUCCAGUUAUGAAUUGUGAUUCUUUAUUUAAUCUAUUUUAUUUCUUCUUCCGUUCGUACGUACGUGCUAUUCGUACAAUGUGAUUUAUACCUGUAUGAUUUCUAGUGAUUGGCGAUUCUGUGCAAUGUGUCCCGUACUAUACAAUGUCUUUUUCCACAUAUUUCGUCCAGAAAUGUAGAAUUUUCUUGAUAAGGCCACUGACUAAUGGUACUUUCUAAUAUCACUAGUACGAUAAAGGCCUGUUCAGAUAUGGCACGAUAAACCGCCGCAAAGAGACCACCACAUCUUUUUUACUAAUGUAUAAAAUGGAUGGUAACUGCGCACAGCAAAUGACUUGCACGUAUUCACUGAGCUCUUUGUUGAAAGAUUCAGAGAUGUGAAGAUUAUUACACCUUACUUCAUCCUAAAAAACUGCAGUGGUUUUGUUAUGUCAUAUCUCCAUCGAGCCGUAAGUCAAAGUCAAUCAAGAGAGUUUUAUUCAUGUAUUAAAAAGUGGAUAUUUGUCGUUAGUCGUACGGAACACAUUGUACUGAAUCGCCCUAGUAUGUCCUCUGUCAUUAUGUUCGAAAUAUAUAACCUAUGUGAAGGGUCCAGUAUUUUUGUAUGAUUUACAUAUCAACCUUGUUCUCUUAUGUAUUACCAUAGCUUUCAGUGUCCAGUAAGGUUUCCUAAAAGUUAAAGUAUUAUCCCAACAGACAGAUAUGUGUCUGUUAAACUAAAGAAAACAAGGACACAUCAUUGGUAGGAGUACCAAAGUGGUACCUUUUUCCCUUAUGUAUUACCAAAGCUUUCAGUGUCAGUAAGGUCUCCUCAAAGUUAAAGUAUUAUCCCAACAGACAGAUAUGUGUCUGUUAAACUAAAUAAAACAUUGACACUUUAUUGGUAGAAGUACCAAAGUGGGCCAUUGCAACCAGUGAAAAAAAGGAAAUUUCAUAUGGGAGUGGUCAGCAAUUUAUCCCCGGAAAGCUCUAAAAACUCUAAAUGAACACUGUUAGAAUGCAUGAAAAUACUUGGAAAUUAAUGC
Strongylocentrotus purpuratus (purple sea urchin) is the source of this 3796-nucleotide messenger RNA. Its product is annotated as CCR4-NOT transcription complex subunit 4. NCBI's taxonomy places the organism in Eukaryota, Metazoa, Echinodermata, Echinoidea, Camarodonta, Strongylocentrotidae. The record is from RefSeq and is a predicted model, not a curated record. Gene Ontology annotation, cellular component: CCR4-NOT complex. Gene Ontology annotation, biological process: protein ubiquitination. Gene Ontology annotation, molecular function: metal ion binding; ubiquitin-protein transferase activity; RNA binding. The transcript has 21 exons. The coding region runs from base 183 to 2636 and encodes 817 amino acids.